This is a messenger RNA of Epinephelus fuscoguttatus (brown-marbled grouper), 3818 nucleotides long. RefSeq names its product eukaryotic translation initiation factor 5B (gene eif5b). Gene Ontology annotation, molecular function: translation initiation factor activity; GTPase activity; GTP binding. The record is from RefSeq and is a predicted model, not a curated record. Lineage: Eukaryota; Metazoa; Chordata; Actinopteri; Perciformes; Serranidae. The transcript has 26 exons. The coding region runs from base 105 to 3707 and encodes 1200 amino acids.
ACACCUCCUCCUGUGUCCGCUCCGAGGCGAUCUGUGUGUGGAUGUGAGCCGUCGUGAGUGUCGGUGCAGCAGCGGAGCGAGAACCGGAGAACCGCAGCGGCAGGAUGGGGAAGAAACAGAAGAAAUCCGGGGAGGACAGUGCCAAAGACAACGGUAUCGACAUUGACGCUCUGGCCGCAGAGAUCGAAGGAGCCGGAGCCUCCAAAGAGUCCAAAGGGAAGAAGAAAAAGAAAGGAGCAAAGAGAGACGACUACGAUGAGGAGGACAUCCUGAAGGAGCUGGAGGAGUUGUCUCUGGAGACGCAGGGUGGGAAAACAAAGAAAGUCGACCCUGCGCAGGAAGUGGAGAGCGUCGAGCCUCCGAAACCAGAGAAGAAGAAGACCAGGAAGGGAAAGAAGGGCGGCGCCAGCCCCGAGGAUGAGGAGGGAGAUGACGAAGGUCAGGUGGAUGGAGAGAGGAACGGAGAGCAGAAAGAUGCCAAGGCACCUCCUGCUGCUCCUCCCUCUGACUCUGAUGACGACAGCGGCUCACGCUCUCGCCUCAACGCCAAACGAGGCAGCAAACCGCCAGUAUCUGACGAGGACACAGCUGUGAGGAAGGGAGGAGGGAAGGAUGACGACGUGUCAGAAGACGACGACGAGGAGUUCCCCUCCAGGAGAGACAAGAAAAAGAAGAACAAAGGCAAAGCGGUGAAGGCGGACAGCGAGGACGAGGAGGACGAGGAGGCAGGGGGUUUCAAGAUGAAGACAGCGGCGCAGAAGAAGGCGGAGAAGAAGGAGCGAGAGAAGAAGAAGAAGGAGGAGGAGAGGCUGAAACAGAAGAAGCUGAGGGAGAAGGAGGGCAGCGUGGAGCCCAAGAAAGAGCCAGAGAAGACGACAGAGGAGUCCACGCCCCCUCCUGUAGCUCCACCUGUAGCAGCAGCAGAGGAGCAGGAAGGGGCGGAGCCUACAGGGGAAGAGGAGAUGGAGGGCGACAAGAAGAAGAAAGACAAGAAGAAGAAGAAAGGGGAGAAGGAGGAGAAGGAGAAGAAGAAGGGACCCAGCAAGGCCACAGUGAAGGCCAUGCAGGAGGCUCUGGCCAAGAUGAAGGAGGAGGAGGAGCGAGCCAAGAGGGAGGAGGAGGAGCGUCUGAAGAGGUUGGAGGAGCUGGAGAAGCAGAGGCAGGAGCAGGAGCGUCUGGAGCUGGAGCGGAAGGAGAAGAAGAAGCAGAAGGAGAAGGAGAGGAAGGAGCGUUUGAAGAAGGAGGGGAAACUGCUGACUAAAGCUCAGAGGGAGGCUCGAGCUCGCGCUGAGGCCACGCUGAAGCUGCUGCAGGCUCAGGGUGUUGAAGUGCCAUCCAAAGACUCGAUGCCAAAGAAGAAGCCGGUCUAUGGGAGGAGGAAGAAGCCCAACGCUCAGACUCCUGAAGAAACAUCAGAGGUGACCUCGCCGACGUCGGAGACACCAGAGCCCAUUGCCAUGGAGACGGAGGCUGGGACGCCGGCAGUUGAGACGCCAGCAGCAGAGCCAGAGGUGAAGCCAGAGGCAGCAGUGGACGACUGGGAGGCCAUCGCCACCGAUGAGGAGAAAGAGUUGAAGAAGGUCCACAUCGAGGUGAAGGAGGACACCGCCGCUCCACCUCAGCCCACGGGCAGCGAGGAAGAUGAGGAGGACGAGGAGGAUGAGGAGGAAGAGGACGAGGAGGAUGAGGAGGAGGAUGACGAUGAAGAUGAUGAUGAGGAGGAGGAAAGUGAGGAGGAGAAGGAGGCGACAACGACGACGGCGGCAGUGAGUCAGGCGAAGCGGAGGCCGACGAAGGAGAGCGAAGACGAGAGCAGCGGGAGUGAGGAUGAUGACGGGAUGACGAAGGAGGAGCGACUGUACGACCGAGCCAAGAGGAGGAUCGAGAAACGGAGGGCGGAGAACCUGAAGAACGUGGACCUGGACAGACUGAGAGCUCCUGUGGUCUGUGUGCUGGGACAUGUGGACACUGGGAAGACCAAGAUCCUGGACAAGCUGCGACACACUCAUGUCCAGGACGGGGAGGCCGGAGGAAUCACUCAGCAGAUCGGAGCCACAAACGUCCCCAAAGAGACGAUUGAGGAGCAGACCAAGAUGGUCAAAAACUUUGACAGAGAGGACCUCAGGAUCCCCGGCAUGCUGAUCAUCGACACACCAGGACACGAGUCCUUCAGUAACCUGAGGAACAGAGGCAGCUCUCUGUGUGACAUCGCCAUCCUGGUGGUCGACAUCAUGCACGGCCUGGAGCCGCAGACGCUCGAGUCCAUCAACCUGCUGAAGGAGAAGAAGUGCCCCUUCAUCGUCGCCCUCAACAAGAUCGACCGUCUGUACGACUGGAAGAAGAGUCCAGAGACGGACAUCGUGGCCACGCUCAAGAAGCAGAAGAAGAACACAAAGGACGAGUUCGAUGAGAGAGCCAAGGCUGUUAUCGUGGAGUUCGCUCAGCAGGGUCUUAACGCCGCCUUGUUCUAUGAGAAUAAAGACCCCCGGACAUUCGUGUCAUUGGUUCCCACCUCGGCCCACAGUGGUGACGGGAUGGGAAACCUCAUCGCCCUAUUGGUUGAGCUCACACAGACCAUGUUAGCGCGUCGGCUAGCACACUGUGACGAGCUGCGGGCUCAGGUCAUGGAGGUGAAAGCGCUGCCCGGAAUGGGAACUACAAUAGACGUCAUCCUGAUCAACGGCCGUCUGCGGGAGGGAGAGACCAUCAUCGUGCCGGGGGUGGAGGGACCAAUCGUAACGCAGAUCAGAGGGUUGCUGCUACCACCUCCUCUGAAAGAGCUCCGAGUCAAGAGCCAGUACGAGAAGCACAAGGAGGUGUCGACGGCUCAGGGCGUGAAGAUCCUGGGUAAGGACCUGGAGAAGACGCUGGCUGGGCUCCCCCUGCUGGUGGCUUACAAGGACGAUGAGGUCCCCGUCCUGAAGGACGAACUGGUGCGGGAGCUCAAACAGACUCUGAGCUGCAUCAAGUUGGAGGAGAAAGGCGUUUACGUCCAGGCGUCCACGCUGGGGUCACUGGAGGCGCUGCUGGAGUUCCUCCGCACGUCUAAAGUCCCUUACGCUGGGAUCAACAUCGGCCCGGUUCAUAAGAAGGACGUCAUGAAGGCGUCCACGAUGCUGGAGCACGACCCGCAGUACGCGGUGAUCCUGGCGUUUGACGUAAAGGUGGAGCGGGAGAGUCAGGACAUGGCCGACAGUCUGGGCGUUCGGAUCUUCUCGGCUGAGAUCAUCUACCAUCUGUUCGACUCCUUCACCAAGUACAGGGAAGACUACAAGAAGGCCAAGCAGGACGAGUUCAAGCACAUAGCCGUGUUCCCGGUGAAGGUGCGAGUUCUUCCUCAGUUCAUCUUUAACUCCAGAGAUCCCAUCGUCAUGGGCGUCAGCAUCGAGGCCGGGGUCCUCAAACAAGGGACGCCGCUCUGUGUCCCCAGCAAAGGGUUCGUGGACAUCGGCGUGGUCACCAGCAUCGAGAUGAACCACAAGGCUGUCGACACCGCCAAGAAAGGCCAGGAGGUGUGCAUUAAGAUCGAGCCCAUCCCCGGGGAGUCGCCCAAGAUGUAUGGACGCCAUUUUGAAGCCACCGACAUCAUCGUCAGCAAGAUCACGCGGGCGUCCAUCGACGCUCUGAAGAACUGGUUCAGAGACGAGAUGCAGAAAACCGACUGGCAGCUGAUCAUGGAGCUGAAGAAGACGUUCGAGAUCAUCUGAGGGACCGCAGACACACACACACACACACACACACACACACACACACACACACACACACUUCCUCCCUCAGAUGGCGCCGGAAACAUUACAGAAAAAAAAAAGACGUGAAAG